This is a messenger RNA of Penicillium riverlandense, 1107 nucleotides long. RefSeq names its product cytochrome P450. The record is from RefSeq and is a predicted model, not a curated record. The transcript has 2 exons. Gene Ontology annotation, molecular function: monooxygenase activity; heme binding; oxidoreductase activity, acting on paired donors, with incorporation or reduction of molecular oxygen. Lineage: Eukaryota; Fungi; Ascomycota; Eurotiomycetes; Eurotiales; Aspergillaceae. Bases 1 to 1107 code for a protein of 368 amino acids.
AUGCAUGCCCAGCGUAGGAGGCUUUUCGCCAAGCCCUUCUCCAAGUCGGAUCUUCGACGGACUUGGGAGCCUAUUGUAAGGGCUAAGGUUCAGUUGGCGGUCUCUCAGAUUGUAAACGAACUCCAAGACAACGGCGUGUCCGACAUCCUGAAAUGGGCUACUCUCAUGGCAACAGAUGUCAGCACGCAUUUGAUGUUUGGAGAGUCUUUCGAAAUGCUGCGCGUGGGAGAGAAAAAUGAGUACAUUCAGACCCUGGAGUCUGCUAUGAUGGGGAGCGGACUCAGUGUGGAACUCCCCUUGCUCAGAACAAUUGGCCGAUUUGUCCCAUCCGAGUCAUUUCGGAGGCUAUUCAGGGCGGGGGAUUACCUCUUCGAAUAUGGAAAAUUAGCAGUUACCAACGGCCGCCAAAAGGGUGAUUCCACCCGCAAUAUCUUUUCGGGUAUAAUCAGUGAGAGUGAAAAGAACGAGGCAACGUUGACUGAUGAAGAUGUGGCCAUGGAAGCCGGGAACUUGAUCAUGGCCGGAUCUGAUACCACGGCAGUCACGCUAACGUACCUAAUAUGGGCAGUUCUAUCGCAACCAGCACUACGCUCACAGCUUGAAAGUGAGUUAGCUAACUUGAGUGACGACUACCUGGAUACAGACCUCGAGACACUUUCGUUACUCAAUGCGACCAUUAUGGAAACUCUGAGGUUAUAUGGCGCCGCCCCCGGAUCUCUUCCUCGAUCUGUCCCACAGGGAGGUGUCACUUUUUCCCAGUAUUAUCUACCACACGGGACGACUGUGACCACGCAGAGCUACACAAUGCACCGUGACCCAAAUAUCUUUUCCAACCCAGAGAAAUUUGACCCUACACGCUGGCUGCAAACGGAUCACGAGGUCUCUGAUGAAGUCAAAAUUGCUUUCUCGCCUUUUGGUACUGGUUCUCGUGGCUGUCUUGGUAUACACCUCUCGUGGAUGGAGCUGCGGCUUGCAGCGGCUGAAUUUUUCCGCCGGUGUGGUAACGUUCGGCUGGCACCAAGUGUGAACAAAGACGGCAUGAAGCCAGUUCACUACUUUCUUAUUGCACCUUCUGCCCAUAAAUGUGAAGUGGUCAUGGAUGUAUAG